ACCAUCGAAAAAUAUUUUUUGAAAAGUUCUGAAAACAACACAAAGCGUUUUGAACUUGUCAUGCGCCCCAGCAUAUUUUAUUUUAAUCUUAAUAUACAACAACAAAAUGACCGUCACUAUAUAUUGUAGUGUUUCACUCUUUAAGCACAUCAAAAAUACAAGCUGUACCAGGAUAUGACGUGAUGUUAUUACGUUCCGAAAGUGACCCAUCAUCCAAAGAAAAGCAGCUAAGUGACCAUGGACACCCUGUCCAGCCACAGCUCCUACCUCCUGCAGCAGCUCCAAGAGCAGAGAAUUCAAGGGCUGCUGUGUGACUGCAUGCUGGUGGUCAAAGGCGUCUGUUUCAAAGCACAUAAAAAUGUCCUGGCAGCCUUCAGCUCCUAUUUCAGAUCUUUGUUUCAAAACUGCCCCAGUCAGAAGAAUGAAGUGUUUAACUUGGUUAUCCAGGAUGUCAGCGGCAUUGGCCAAAUAUUGGACUACAUGUAUACCUCCCAUCUCGACAUCAACCAAGACAAUGUGCAAGCUCUACUAGACAUUGCUCAGUGUUUGCAGGUUCCAAAUGUACAGAGCUUAUGUAAUGCAUUUCUGAAGCCUUGUCCACCACCAGUAGAAAUCCCAUCAUUUCCUCUCCCAGGCAUGCUGAGCACAGAGCACGACUGCCUUCUGGGGAGCAGCCUUCCUCAUGAAGUUGACCUGCACUGUCCAUCUGAAGCCCAGAGGACCAGCUUCAGCAAUGACUUGGACCACACCAAAAGACAGCAGGUUUCUGUGCCUAAUAGCAACGCAAACUGUGACACAGCCAACAAUACCCAAGCACCAGUAGAAAAACUAGUCCAUGGCUACAAGCUUCGAAACUUCUACAGCAAGCAAUAUUUUAAACAAAGUGCUAUCCAGUCUAAUACCACAGUCUCUACUCAAGGUCCAGGCCCUUUGGUGAUGGCAGAAGUGCAGCAGUGUCCGCCUGGGGUUCAGCAGUUAGGCAGCCACACAACAGUGUGCUCAGGGAACUCAGUUCAGCCCAACCCUCCUUCCAUGCCUGCGGCAGAAGAAAAGAACCCUGUUUCCUCUUUAACGCCAUCUGAAAAUUUAAACACUUCCAAUUCUGACACAACAGAGUCCCUGCUCAACAUACCAGUACGUCCAAAGAAGACUGUGUAUUUGAAAAAGUACAACUAUCUGAGGUCUCAGAAGGCUCUGGAGGAGAUGUGUGCUGAGUCAGUCAGCGAACCUGUCCUCAGCUGUCCCAAAGAAAGUCAUCAAGAAGAUCCAGUGAUCCAGACUGAAGCCCCAGAAGCUCCCGUUGAGGAGGUUACCAUAACCAGGGAAGAGGUUUCCGAGACAGCAAAUGAUGCACAACUUCCCAGCCCUCUACCGGAGAACCAAGAGGAUCAAAGUCUGAAGAAUGUGUCUGAGCCACCACAGCGUACAGGACACAAGCAGUAUUGUUGUGAGGUGUGUGGGAAGAUAUUCAAACACCCAAGCAACCUGGAGCUGCACAAGCGCUCACAUACUGGUGAGAAACCCUUUCAGUGUAAUGUUUGUGGGAGAAACUUCUCACAGGCUGGAAAUUUACAGACACACUUGCGGCGUCACUCAGGAGAAAAACCAUACAUUUGUGAGCUAUGUGGUAAAGGUUUUACAGCGUCAGGGGAUGUUCAGCGUCACAAAGUGGUCCACACAGGAGAAAAGCCACAUCUGUGUGAUAUAUGUGGUCGAGGAUUUAACAACUUGAGCAACCUGAGGGAGCAUAAGAGGACUCAUGUCACAGACAAGACAUUCACCUGUGACCAGUGUGGCAAAUCCUUCAACACACACAGAAAACUUCUGAAGCACAAGGCCCGGCACGCUGGAGAAAAACCACACAGCUGUGCCACCUGUGGGAAAUCUUUCAAUGGCUCAGGGGACCUGCAGCGUCAUAUAAGGUCUCACACUGGCGACAAACCCUACAUCUGUAACGCCUGCGGAAAGAGUUUCACCCGCUGUGCAAUGCUCAGGAGACACAGCAAUAUGCACUGCAAGGGGGCUCCAGCCAGCAGCCCAGUCAGCGAUAACUCUGAACAGGCACGUGGCUCAGAUGACCCUGCUUCAUUCCCUAGACCUCACGGCCUCAAUAAAGCUGCUGUCUCCACCGGUGAGCAGCGUUUCUCCACUAUUUUGGCCCACACAGGGUUAGAGAAAGCUGCACCGCGUCCUCCUUCUGCACCACAACCAACGCCACAUACAGAGGCGGCUUCUUCCAGCAUGCAUCUUAGCCCAGCUUCUACCCCCACCCCCCUUCCAGAGCUGCGCACUCUAGUCCCCCAUCACCUCCUCUCCUCAAACCACCAGGAGACCAGUACAGCCCUGACGGUCUCAGACCACGUGAAGCUAGCCAAGCCCCAGCUGUCUAUUGAGUCUGUUUAUGGACCGUAUGUGGACAAUGGAAGCAUGUCAGUGGAGGUGAGCAGAGGUGUGGUGGGAAGGCCCUUUUUGCCUCCAACAGAUAAUAACUGCAGUUCGCUCACAAGCUCUAGCAGACCCAGCAGUGGCUCCUACAGGCCUGCUGAGGGCCCGGUAAUCUCCAGCGUAACACUUUGGGGUCUGGCCAUGAAAACUCUGCAAAGUGACAAUGACACAGAGCCGUAACCUAGAAUACAACUGCACUAUACACUGUGGGUUUUAAAUGUAAACACUUGGCUCACCAUUUGUUUAAACUAACCUGUAUUUUAAAAUAAUAGGUCUCAAUAUGAAAAACAUGAAAACACAAUAACAUCAAUAUGUAUAAAUGGUGUUUUUGUUGCAGCUUUUCUUAAAUUAAAAGGUUUUGAAUCUACUUAGAAAUGAUCCCAGAAGGUCGGUGUGGGCAUGUCACAGCUGCUUGUGGACUUUUCCUGUGACCUGAUAUGUAAAAUGUUUAAAUAGUUCAACCCAUAGUCUAAAUGAAUCUUUAAACAUAUGCUAAAAUGUUCUUUACACUCUAUUUCUAUUUGUAUUUAUACAUUGCACUGCACUUUAAAAUAGUACCUACGGUCUGGCUAUACCUGUACAAUCUAAUGCAAUUAAAUGCAGCGAACUGUUGAUGAAACAUAUGUAUUAAAUGUUUCACUAUACUUUCUGUUUA
This is a messenger RNA of Betta splendens (Siamese fighting fish), 3100 nucleotides long. RefSeq names its product zinc finger and BTB domain containing 49 (gene zbtb49). The transcript is spliced from 8 exons. The record is from RefSeq and is a predicted model, not a curated record. Gene Ontology annotation, cellular component: nucleus. Bases 238 to 2625 code for a protein of 795 amino acids. Gene Ontology annotation, molecular function: RNA polymerase II cis-regulatory region sequence-specific DNA binding; DNA-binding transcription activator activity, RNA polymerase II-specific; protein binding. NCBI's taxonomy places the organism in Eukaryota, Metazoa, Chordata, Actinopteri, Anabantiformes, Osphronemidae. Gene Ontology annotation, biological process: regulation of transcription by RNA polymerase II.